Messenger RNA from Mercurialis annua (annual mercury), 1787 nucleotides. Its product is annotated as GRAS family protein RAD1-like. Gene Ontology annotation, cellular component: nucleus. Gene Ontology annotation, biological process: regulation of DNA-templated transcription. NCBI's taxonomy places the organism in Eukaryota, Viridiplantae, Streptophyta, Magnoliopsida, Malpighiales, Euphorbiaceae. The transcript has a single exon. The coding region runs from base 117 to 1679 and encodes 520 amino acids. Gene Ontology annotation, molecular function: sequence-specific DNA binding; DNA-binding transcription factor activity. The record is from RefSeq and is a predicted model, not a curated record.
UUAUUAUUAUUAUUAUAUCAGUAAGCUACCGCUACCUAUCUUCUAGUUCCAAUUAAACAAGCGACGAGAGAAGAAGUCUGUUACCCUGUGACUUCUUUCUCCUGCUCCAAGAAUCAAUGGAAGCCAUUAAUGGCCGUCACUCCUUCGCCGUGUGCGAAAGCUUCAAUCAUGAUCUUGCCAUCCGAAAGUUUUGUCCUGCAAGAAUGGAGCAACAAAAUGGUGAAGACGAGUACUACUCGGAAGAAACAGUUUUCAAUGAAUUUGAUCUCAUCCUUUCUCCUUGUCAUGACGACGUUGCUGCUUCCGAGGUUGAUCAGUUAGUCGACAGUUUCAUUAAUGUCGAUCAUCACGAUCAUAGUCCUGAUCAGACGCACCAAAAUCAUUUCCAAGAUGAGAUGAUCAUGAUGGAUAUGUUCUCUUCGUCGGGUGAUGUGUCUGGAGAUGUUCCGAUGAUGAUCGAUGUAGAUGAGUUUGAAACGACGAAUGAGUGCAUGGAAGAUUUUGGUGCUGUGCCGAGUGUAGAUCAAGGUCUUCACUUGGUGCACUCUUUGCUGGCUUGUGCUGAAGCUGUGGGUUGCAGAGAUACACAGUUGGCUAACUCUAUCCUUAACCAAAUUAGUUUUUCGAUUAAUCCUCAGGCUGAUUCUUUGCAAAGAGUUUCGUAUUGUUUUGCUUUAGGUUUGAAAUCAAGAUUAUCACUCCUUCAUUCUGCUAAUGCAAAUGGUACAUUCAGCAAUGCUGCUAUAGCUCGACCGUCGUUGAUCGCCGCAGAAGAGAGAACAGAAGCUUUUCAGCUUCUUUACCAAACAACUCCUUACAUUGCUUUUGGUUUCAUGGCUGCAAAUGAAGCUAUAUCUCAAGCAGCAAGAGACGAGGACUCGAUUCACGUGAUCGAUCUCGGAAUGGAGCAUACCCUUCAAUGGCCGUCCUUUAUCAGAACACUAGCUUCUAGGGCUCAAGGACCGCCCAAACUCAGAAUCACAGGAUUGAUCAAUGAUCAGAAUUCAUUAGAGGUUGAAGCUAGCAUGAAAUCACUUACAGAGGAUGCUAACUCAUUAGGCCUCUCUCUGGAGUUCGAUUUGAUAUCGGAGCCAAUCACUCCGUCUCUUUUAACUAGAGAGAAUCUAAAACUGAGAGAAGGAGAGGCAUUAUUUGUCAACAGUAUUAUGCAUUUGCACAAAUUUGUCAAAGAGAGCAGAGGCUCCCUCAAGGCAAUCCUCCAGGCAAUCAAAAAGCUAAAUCCGACAUUGCUCACAGUCGUGGAGCAAGAUGCAAAUCACAACGGUCCAUUUUUCCUAGGGAGAUUUCUUGAAUCACUACAUUACUAUUCAGCCAUUUUUGAUUCUCUUGAAGCUAGUCUUCCGCGAAAUAGCCGGCAAAGGAUGAAGAUCGAGAAGCUUCACUUUGCAGAGGAGAUUCGCAACAUCGUAGCUUACGAAGGUUGUAAUAGAGUUGAAAGGCAUGAAAGAGCUGACCAGUGGAGAAGACAAUUAGGCAGAGCUGGUUUUCAAAUUAUGGGAUUGAAGUGCAUGAGUCAAGCUAGAAUGAUGCUCUCUGUCUACGGCUGUGAUGGCUAUACUCUUGCCACUGAAAAAGGCUGUCUGCUGCUCGGAUGGAAAGGGCGGCCUAUUAUGUUGGCCUCAGCAUGGCAACUUCAUAAUCUUCUUCCACCUCCUUGAUGCACUCCGACAAUAGUUCGCCUCACCUGACCUGAAUGAUUUUAACUUUAAAAAGAUCAUUAGUUCAUUAGAGUAUAAUAAAUUGGAUUAUCUUGUGCAUAAUGAUAA